Molecule: messenger RNA, 2951 nt
Organism: Drosophila rhopaloa
Lineage: Eukaryota; Metazoa; Arthropoda; Insecta; Diptera; Drosophilidae
Gene: Chd3
Product: chromodomain-helicase-DNA-binding protein Mi-2 homolog
Exons: 2
Coding region: 63-2699 (878 amino acids)
Biological process (GO): negative regulation of transcription by RNA polymerase II; chromatin remodeling
Cellular component (GO): nucleus; chromatin
Molecular function (GO): ATP-dependent chromatin remodeler activity; histone binding; DNA binding
Source: RefSeq, a predicted model, not a curated record
AAUGAAAGCUUUGAUAAAAUACCGCUACCGAUUUAGAUAAAUAAAAUAAUACCAAGGAUCUCAUGGAGAAACGCCGGAGAAAGACGGCCCAAAAGCGCCGUUUUCAAGAUGAAGAAUUCUGCCGGAUUUGCAAGGAUGGUGGCGAUCUACUGUGCUGUGACUCCUGUCCCUCAGUUUACCACAGGACCUGCCUAAAUCCUCCACUGGACUCGGUUCCCAAAGGCGAUUGGCACUGCCCACGCUGCAGUCCGCCGCCUGGAAAACCGGAGAAGAUUAUCUCCUGGCGAUGGACUGGCCAAGAAACCUCCACUUCAACGAGAUCCAAAGGACCAAGAGUGCGCGAGUUCUUCAUCAAGUGGCACAACUUGUCCUACUGGCAAUGCACUUGGUUGCCCGAAGUGCAGAUGCACCUGCAUCAUUCCUUGACGGUCCGUGCCUUCCAGAGGAAGUACGACAUGGAGGAGCCACCCACUUUUGAGGAGUUCGAGGACAAAACGGUGGAGCUGUCGGAUCGCUUCUAUAAGAACGGCGUAAAGCCGGACUGGCUCAUUGUCCAGCGCGUGAUCAACCAUCGUAAGGAGCCAGAAGGCAACGUGAUAUAUCUGGUGAAGUGGCGGGAUCUACCCUACGAAAAUACCACCUGGGAGGAGGAAGACGCUGACAUCCCCAGCCUUAGGAAGGCUAUCGACUUCUACCACGAUCUUCUAGCAGCUAGAACCAAAUCCACGGUCAAGAAUAAGCCCACUACGGACUUGAAGAAGCAGUACGAGGGUCAGCCUGCUUUCUUAAAGGAAACUGGCCUACAGCUGCAUCCGUUUCAGAUCGAGGGCAUCAACUGGCUGCGCUACAGCUGGGGCCAGGGAAUCAACACCAUCCUGGCCGACGAGAUGGGUCUGGGCAAGACCAUUCAAACGGUGACAUUCCUGUACUCCCUGUAUAAGGAGCGCCACUGCCGCGGACCCUUUCUCAUAGCCGUGCCCCUCUCCACACUCCUCAACUGGGAGCGGGAGCUGGAGCUCUGGGCUCCAGAUUUAUACUGCCUCACCUAUACGGGCAACAAGGCCUCCAGAGCGGUGAUUCGGAUAAACGAGCUGAGCUUCGAAAAGGGCUCCAAUACUCGGUGCAAGUUUCAUGUGCUGUUGACCAGCUACGAACUGAUCACCUUGGACGCCCAGUACCUGCAAAAGGUUGAGUGGACCGCGCUGGUUGUGGACGAAGCCCAUCGGCUCAAAAACGACAAGAGCCAGUUCUUCCGGAUCCUGAACAGGUACCAAAGCAUUAACUACAAGCUGUUGCUUACCGGUACACCGCUACAAAACAAUCUCCAGGAGCUGUUCCACUUACUCAACUUCUUGAGCCCAGAUAAGUUUAAAGAUUUGCAGGCCUUUCAGCACGAGUUCACUGAUAUUUCCAGGGAGGAGCAGAUAAAGCGCAUGCACGAGAUGCUAGAACCGCACAUGUUGCGCCGCUUGAAGGCGGAUGUGGUGAAGAACAUGCCCUCCAAGGCGGAGUUUAUUGUGCGCGUGGAGCUGUCGGCCAUGCAGAAGAAAUUCUACAAAUGCAUCCUGACCAAGAACUUCAAGGCUUUGAAUUCGAAAAGCGGCGGAGGAUCAUGUUCGCUACUAAACAUUAUGAUGGAGCUAAGGAAGUGCUGCAAUCAUCCCUACCUUUUCCCCUCGGGCUCCGAGGAGGCCACCACCUCAAUGGGUGGUCUCUACGAGAUCAACUCCCUGACCCAGGCUGCUGGGAAGCUGGUGCUACUCUCCAAGAUGCUAAAACAGCUGAAGGCGCAAAAUCAUCGCGUGUUGAUCUUUUCGCAGAUGACCAAGAUGCUUAACAUUCUUGAGGACUUUCUCGAAGGAGAAGAGUACCAGUACGAGCGGAUUGACGGUACAAUCAGAGGCUCAUUGCGUCAGGAGGCAAUCGAUAAAUUCAAUUCGCCCAGAACACAGCUAUUUGUCUUCCUUUUGAGCACUCGAGCAGGAGGAUUGGGUAUCAAUUUGGCAACGGCCGACACUGUCAUCAUUUACGACUCGGAUUGGAAUCCGCACAACGAUGUUCAGGCUUUGGCCCGAGCCCAUCGCAUCGGUCAGACCAAAAAGGUGAUGAUCUAUCGCUUUGUGACACGCAAUACGGUGGAGGAGCGCAUCAUGCAGGUGGCCAAGCACAAGAUGAUGCUCACUCAUCUUGUGGUGCGCCCGGGAAUGGGCGGCAAGACUGACAAUUUUACGAAGCAAGAGCUCGACGAUGUCCUUCGCUUUGGCACCGAGGACCUCUUUAAGGAGAACGGCAUGGAGGAGGCCAUCCACUAUGACGAUAAGGCGGUGGCCGAGCUGCUAGAUCGCAGCAAUCGUGGCAUUGAGGAGAAGGAAUCCUGGUCCAAAGAGUAUCUUUCUUCGUUCAAGGUGGCGUCCUACGUCACUAAGAAAGUGGAGGAUGCAGAUACUGAGAACAAGGAUCCGGCUUACUGGAACAAUCUGCUGGCCCAAAGCCACCAGCAGAACCAGGAAGACGUCGUGCGCGGCAUGGAAAAAACCAAGCGAGUCCGCAAGAGGGUUAACUAUAAGGAUGGAGUUGUUUUGUCUGCCAAUAACUCAAUUCAAGACCUGGACCCCAAUUGGCAGCCAACAAAAUAUAUUAACCAGAAAGCUAUCUCCGAAAAUACCCAUCCGUCGCCAUCUAAUGCCGUAAUAACAUAAGUAAUGAUAGUACAAAAUCGGUCUUAUACGCUGACCCUAUAAAAUGUAAGCGUUCGAUUUAAUAUAUAUUUAUAUAAAUUAAGACAGAAACUUGUUGAACUAAUAACUCUUUAAUUUUUGAAUAGCACAUUUCUAUGUUCUUUAACUUUUUAUUGCUCAUUAUCAACACUUGGAAAAUCGUUGUCAUCCACUGUUGAUUAACUGUAUUCGGAUUAUGCUUGGCCUUAGAGUUUCUAGAAUCGAUAGCAGGCA